AUGGGAGUAUUAGGAAUAUCAUCACUGAACUUGACCCCGACUACAUGUGCUAUCUUUACUUUGAUUGGUACCGUGCUGAUAUGGUGGUUUUGGAAUGCGGUGAACUGGAUGUGGGUGAGACCUAAGAGGAUAGAGAGGCGUCUGAAGGAGCAGGGUUUCCAAGGAAAUUCCUACCGCCCUUUGGUUGGAGACAUAAGAGAUAUGGUUAAAAUGAUUAAGGAAGCCAAAUCCAAACCCAUGGAUCCUCACUCUAAUGACAUUGCACCCCGUGUAUUGCCUUACGUAGUCCAUACCAUCGCUAAAUACGGUAAGAAUUCGUUCAUGUGGCUUGGUCCAAGACCAAGGCUGUUCAUCUUGGAUCCAGACAAAUUCAGAGAAAUGGCUACAAAGGUCUAUGACUUUCAAAAGCCCGAAACUAGUCCACUUUUCAAGCUUCUAGCAUCUGGAUUUGCAAAUUAUGAUGGUGACAAGUGGGCUAAACACAGAAAGAUCGUGAGUCCAGCAUUUAAUGUAGAGAAAUUGAAGGUCUUGGUACCGAUAUUUUGUGAGAGUUGCGAUGAUUUGAUCAGUCAAUGGGAUAGUGCGUUAUCUUCGUCCAACGGGUCGUGUGAGUUAGAUGUGUGGCCUUGCGUCCAAAAUGUGUCAAGCGACGUCCUUGCUCGUGCAGGCUUUGGAAGUAGCUAUCUAGAAGGAAAAAAAAUAUUCGAACUUCAAAGGGAAAUGCUUCAACUGACAAUGACGCUGUUUAAGUUUGCUUUCAUUCCAGGUUACAGGUUUCUGCCCACACGUACAAACAGGAGGAUGAAAGCAAUUGACAAAGAAAUACGAACAUCACUUAUGGGUAUCAUCAACCGAAGAUUAAAAGCAAUCAAAGCAGGGGAGCCUACGAACAAUGACUUGUUAGGCAUACUCUUGGAAUCAAAUUACAGGGAAUCUGAAAAAAGUAGUGGCGGAGGAAUGAGUUUAAGGGAAGUAGUGGAAGAAGUAAAGCUAUUUUACUUGGCGGGGCAGGAAGCGAAUGCAGAGUUACUGGUCUGGACUUUGUUAUUAUUAAGUAAGCAUCCUGAUUGGCAAGCAAAGGCGAGGGAGGAGGUUUUCCAGGUGUUCGGUAAUGAAAAGCCAGAUUAUGAUAGGCUCGGUCAACUCAAAAUUGUGUCAAUGAUUCUACAGGAGAGUCUCAGAUUAUAUCCACCAGUAGUUAUGUUCGCUCGGUAUCUUCGUAAAGAUACAAAACUUGGAGACCUUACAAUUCCCGCAGGAGUGGAGCUUGUAGUACCUGUGUCAAUGCUACACCAGGAGAGGGAAUAUUGGGGCGAUGAUGCUGGGGAAUUCAAUCCAAACAGAUUCUCGGAAGGUGUUUCAAAAGCAACAAAAGGCAAGCUUUCAUACUUGCCAUUUGGAUGGGGUCCUCGACUCUGCAUAGGGCAAAACUUUGGUUUGUUAGAAGCAAAAGUAGCUGUGUCAAUGAUCCUGCAACGUUUCUCCCUCGAGUUUUCUCCCUCAUAUGCUCAUGCCCCGUCUUUUAUUAUUACUCUGCAGCCUGAGCGUGGGGCUCAUGUCAUUUUACACAAACUGUAG
Molecule: messenger RNA, 1578 nt
Organism: Sphenostylis stenocarpa
Lineage: Eukaryota; Viridiplantae; Streptophyta; Magnoliopsida; Fabales; Fabaceae
Source: the annotation of a GenBank genome assembly